Umbelopsis ramanniana AG is the source of this 1155-nucleotide messenger RNA. RefSeq lists its product as uncharacterized. The coding region runs from base 83 to 1069 and encodes 328 amino acids. The record is from RefSeq and is a predicted model, not a curated record. NCBI's taxonomy places the organism in Eukaryota, Fungi, Mucoromycota, Umbelopsidomycetes, Umbelopsidales, Umbelopsidaceae. The transcript is spliced from 7 exons. Gene Ontology annotation, cellular component: endoplasmic reticulum membrane; Golgi membrane. Gene Ontology annotation, molecular function: ubiquitin protein ligase activity; metal ion binding.
UGGUUUCCAAGGUACAAAGUCCUUUGAGACCCACAAUUUUUGACUGUCUGUAGGCACUACCACUCACUCUCAAAAACACAAAAUGGACGAUCACGCUUUGAUGCAUGGCGGCGUCCUUUCUGAUGAGGAUUUAGCUCGUUUAACACCAGAGCAGCUGGGAAGAUAUAAGCAACAGCAAGACUAUCUUAAAGAACAUAAAGGUCAUGAAGCACAGCAUGAAACGAUGUUCCUGAUAUUGCUUUUCGCACUAUUCGCAUCUCAAUUUGUCAUUUUAUGGUGGAAGAAGAAGCAUUAUCGAUCAUAUCAAGCUGUCAGCUUUACUGGCUUAUGGUUGAUCCCCCUUGCUUCUGGAUUGAAGCUUGGGUGGUGGAGGUUCAUCUUCUUUUGGGUCCUUUAUAGCAUCGUCAAUGGAUGGAUAAUACACAAAUCCACCCGAAAGCCUCUUGAGGCUAUGACACCUCGCCUUGUUUACAAGUGGUUCACCGUCGUCUAUAACUGUUCCUUUGUUGUUGGAAUGGCUGGUUACUGCAUAGUGAUGUUGACAUUCUUCGGUAUUGCCAGCUUGUUUGUAUCUGGCGAUGCAGCCAUGCAGGUUGGCAUUUUGUUCCUCAGCUACGGACUUUACUUUGGCGUGCUAGGACGAGAUUUGGUGGAGAUUUGUUCGGAUCGAAUGGCAGCAACAAUUGGAUACUAUUCUCGGGAUGGACUCCCCAACAAACACCUUCGAGACCAUAUUUGCGCUAUUUGUGGAUCAGCAACACGGCAUGCAACUGGGUCGUUGGUUGACCCUCCUGAGAAGGGAAUGGUUUUUGAUGAACCUAUUCAUCAGUUGGAAUGCAAACAUACUUUCCACGAAAAGUGUAUUCGUGGCUGGUGCUUGAUUGGAAAGAAGGAUAUUUGCCCUUACUGUAAGGAGAAAGUGCAUAUGAAGCAAUUCAAGAAGAACCCUUGGGAUACGCAACAACAACUUUACAUUAGUCUGCUGGAUGGCGUGAGAUAUCUGGUAGUGUGGCAACCCAUCAUUUUCGGUGCCGUCCAAGUGGCAUACUACAUCUUGGGACUUAAAUAAUUUACUGUUUUUAUUGACUUGAUCCCCUCCAUAACAAAACGUAAUAUAGAGAUCGGUAUCCGAUGUACUAAUAUCAUUAAAACAAA